Molecule: messenger RNA, 2080 nt
Organism: Ornithodoros turicata
Lineage: Eukaryota; Metazoa; Arthropoda; Arachnida; Ixodida; Argasidae
Product: zinc finger CCHC domain-containing protein 24-like
Exons: 4
Coding region: 234-791 (185 amino acids)
Molecular function (GO): nucleic acid binding; zinc ion binding
Source: RefSeq, a predicted model, not a curated record
UACUAAUGUGACGAAAAUAAUUCUCAUUCCGUAAGACUUUUCGGUUGAGCUCGCUUAAUGGGUGAAGCCCUCACACUCUCUCUCCGAACCUGCAACCCCUCUGCGGUCACGAUGCGCGUCUGGCGCCCGAGAUACCGAAGCUUUUUUUAGUUCCCCACGAGGCAUGAUGGGAGGCGACGGUCCCGACGGAACCCUCGUCCUUCCUUCCUGGACGGACAUUUCUGCGUUACGUGAUGACGUCACUGGAUAACGGGACGUCUAUCUACCAACCGGGGCAGCUGCUCAAUUGGGUGUACUUUACGUUGGCCGAACAGGCCUACCCAUCCACAGUCGAACAGCCCGGCGUGCCCUCGGUGUACGGUGGACCCCCGGCGUACAGCUGUAAUGACCUGGUGGACCAGCUGGCCGACUUGUCCCUCGACCAGAAAAUCAAGCGGCCUCCCCCAAACUACCUCUGUCACCUGUGCUUCAGGAAGGGACAUUACAUCAAGGAUUGCCCUCAGGCUCGACCUAAGGGCGAAGGUCUAACACCAUAUCAGGGGAAGAAACGUUGCUUUGGAGAAUACAAGUGUCCCAAAUGCAAGCGCAAGUGGAUGAGCAGCAACAGCUGGGCCAAUAUGAGUCAAGAAUGCAUCAAGUGUCACAUUAAAGUUUACCCACAUAAGCAGCGACCUCUAGAGAAGCCCGACGGUCUGGACGUUUCGGAUCAGAGCAAGGAACAUCCGCAACAUCUGUGCGAGAAGUGCAAGUCACUCGGUUAUUACUGCCGGAGGGUCGUGCAGGGACAGUGAUUUUUUUUUUUUUUUUCUAGCCAAUGAGGUAUCAGGCAAAACAAAUUACCUUUAUAUGUUUACGAUUGCUCGUAAUAAGAGAUAAAGAAGAGAUCGAAAAAACGUUUUCGUAGAGCCCUGCGGGAGAUGCUGCAACAAAAAGCAAUUUCUCUUCCUACGAUGUGAAAAGAAACCUUAAGCCUGUCACACCUUUCAUGGCCCUCGCCUUUGUUGUUUCUCCCAUGUUAACCAUUCUGUUGCUGUUCCCACGUAUUACAGUCGAUAUUUUGUGUUUUAUUCACGAUCACUUCCAAACAUAUUGCUCCGUUUGGAUAAAGGUGAGCUUAACCUCGUUUACCCUCGAGGUUUUGCCCUCAACUUUGCACAGAGCAACGAAAGAAAGAAUGAAUACUUUGUCUUAAUGAGUUACAGCUGUUCAUGUGAGAACUUCAUAUUAAGUCCAGUGUAUGGUGUUCUUUAUGAAUUAACUGUAGUCUUGAGAGAGCAAUAACGAUAUAUACUUUCCAUGGGGACACACAUCCACACACGAGACAAAGAGGCAGGUGAGGAAUUAUCGUUCCAGGUGGGUGCAGCUCCUCUUCUGCCUUUAGAGGGCAUUGAAAAGGCUACCAGAACAGUAGUCUUCCAUAUCGUUCUCGUGCUCAGGCAUGAUAAGACACUGGACUUUGCACAUGUGGCUUCUUAUCAAAGAUCAUGCAUAUGCACACUUUUCUUACAAAAUUCCUGUUGUCCCCUUAUCAAUGCCACAGUAGCUGCUGGUUCUGCACACUGCGUAAUGAAAGGCAUUGAUGAUAAAACUAGAUAGUUAUUAUCCUACUUGUUAUAUUCUAAUUGGUAAGUCGGAAGUACAGCCAGGUUAGGAGAGGCGUGCAUAGACAUCUUGCGACAUCUGUUACCUUCGUGUGAUAUGGAACAUUCAUCCUUUUUACCUUGUACAUUCCUGCUCGCCUCCUUUGAGCCUGUUUCUUCAACGUGUCCAUACUGAAAUGUCAUCUCAUACUACUAACAUAUAGAUCUACAUAGUAGGGUACAAAGUGAUAAGUGAUUGCUGCUGUGUUCAGAUAAUAUAUGUACAUGUUCGGAGGAAUCCUGUAUAUUGGCGUACAUUUUAUGUUACGUGACACGUGCUGAACGCUGUGUAAAUUCGUUACCCGAUGUUUGUAUAUCAGCAGGUGUUUCCGGGUGACGACUGAUUCAGUGUAACGCAAUGAAUCGUUUGCAGACAGUAUGCAGAUUCUGCUCCAGAAAGUCACGCUUAAAAAGUUAAUAAAGUAUUAUUUUGUACCAUA